GUAUGUGCAGGUAGGAAGCCUGAUGUGAAGAGGCAGGUGUGAGCAGGGACGGCUGGAUUCGUGCAGGAUGGAUGGAUGGCAGAGUAGUUAGCGUGGUCAGACGGGCCAGGUCAGCAACGUGCGGGCAGCAAGGUACCGAAGGAGCAGGCAGAGAAUGGUCAGGGUCACAAGCUGGAUUCAGUAACUCACGGGCAGCGCGGUACAAAGGAUCAGGCAGAGAAUGCAGAGGUCAGGAUCAGACAGGCAGAGGAACAGGAUACACGAUACAGGGGCUCAUGGGAAAACAUACACCAAGGCCCUGA
Molecule: messenger RNA, 302 nt
Organism: Staurois parvus
Lineage: Eukaryota; Metazoa; Chordata; Amphibia; Anura; Ranidae
Source: the annotation of a GenBank genome assembly